Molecule: messenger RNA, 285 nt
Organism: Meyerozyma guilliermondii ATCC 6260
Lineage: Eukaryota; Fungi; Ascomycota; Pichiomycetes; Serinales; Debaryomycetaceae
Gene: STF2
Product: Stf2p
Exons: 1
Coding region: 1-285 (94 amino acids)
Source: RefSeq, a predicted model, not a curated record
AUGAGUAGAACAAAAAAAUGGACUGUCCACGAGGCUGCUGGUGACGCCAAGUGGUUUACACACAAUGGACACGCGAACACUGAUCCCACUAAAGUGAAGAAACUGGGAGCAGGAAAUUACAAUUGGGGUCGUCCAGGCGAUGAACUUGAAGACGAUAAAGAUUGGGAAACAGUACACAUGUUUGGCAAGUCUGCAAGACGUAAUUCCAAUCAUAGUCAGCACGAAAUGAACUUGAGAAUGUUGAACGAUCAAUUGGACAAUUCGUUGUUCGCAGAGGCAUUAUAA